UUACUUCCGAACCCGGAAGCGGCUGGUGCGGAGGGGAGGUAACCGUGGCGUCUGAGACCUUUGGUCUUUCUCCUUUAAACUUCAGCAUCUCAGCCCACAGCCCUGCACGUGUGAAGCCCGGGGGCCGAGGAGACCUUGAAACCCCGAACCCGCCUCCCAUCAGCGGACAGGGGAGUGUGACAUUUUUCAGCAUUUCAAGUCUUGCCUGUGAGUGUGGUGGAAGCACGGCAUAUGCUCAAGAUGCAGGUGUGAUUGGUCAACAUAAAGUCGCCUGAGAAAACAACCCAGAGCAGGAGGAGGAAGAGGACAAUAUGGCUGCUUCUCAGGGACAGUUGACCUUCAGUGAUGUGGCCAUAGAAUUCUCUCAGGAGGAGUGGGCGUGCCUGGACCCAGCUCAGCGGAAACUGUACGCGGAUGUGAUGUUGCAGAACUACAGGAACCUGGUAUUCCUGGGUGUGUCUAAGCCAGACCUGGUCACCUUUUUGGAGCACAUGAAGGGGCCCUGGGAGUUGAAGAGGAAAAAGACAGUAUCCAGCCAGCCAGCUAUGUCUUCUCAGGUUAUCCAGGAUUUGUUGCCAAAGUCAGGUGUAGAAGUGUCAUUCCAGAAAAUGCUACAGAGUACCUAUAAUGAAGAGAGAAGUCACCAAUGCAAUGAAUCUCAGAAAAACUUCAACCAAGGGUCAAAUUCUAAUAACCAUCAAAGAGCUCAACUUCCACAGUACAAGUAUAAAUGGCCUAAAGUCUUUGAAAAAAACUCAGAUAUUUUUAUACCUCAGAGUAUUCAUACUGUAGAGAAGACAGAAAGUUUUAUUGAAUGUGCCAAGUCUUCCAGCCAAUCAUCAAAUCUUACUGAACAUAAAAGUACUCAUAUUGAGGAGGAGUUUCUCCCAUGCAUUCACUAUGUGAAAGUGUUUAGUCAGUCUUCUAAGUUAAAUAUACAUAAGGAAAUCCAUACUGCAGAGAAGCCUUACAAAUGCAAAGAAUGUGAUAAAGCCUUUAAGUGGCAUGCACAUAUUGUUUUACAUCAGAGAAUUCAUAGUGGAGAGAAGCCUUAUAAAUGUAGAGGAUGUGACAAAGCCUUCAACGCUUAUUCAAGCCUUAUUCGACAUCAGAGAAUUCAUCAUGGAGAGAAACCUUAUAAAUGUAAAGAAUGUGGGCAAGCCUUUAACAGGUGUUCAAGCCUUACAAAACAUCAGAGAAUUCAUUCUGAAGAGAAGUCUUAUAAAUGCAAAGAAUGUGGCAAAGCCUUUAGCCAGUGUUCAAGUCUCAAAAAUCAUCAGAGAAUUCAUACUGGAGAGAAGCCUUAUGAAUGUAGAGAUUGUGGUAAAACCUUUAACCAGAAUUCAAAUCUUACAAAACAUCAGAGAAUUCAUUCUGGAGAGAAGCCUUAUAAAUGUAGAGAAUGUGGCAAAGCCUUUUCCUCGAGCUCAAAUCUUACUCAACAUAAGAAAAUUCAUUCUGGAGAGAAGCCUUAUAAAUGUAGAGAAUGUGGCAAAGCCUUUACCCAGGGCUCACAUCUUACUCAACAUCAGGCAGUGCAUACUGGAGUGAAGCCACAUAUUUGUAGAGAAUGUGGGAAAGCCUUUAGGUGUUGUUCAACCUUUACCCAUCAUCAGAGAAUUCAUACAGAAAUGAAGCCUUAUAAAUGUAGAGAAUGUGGGAAAGCCUUUACCCAAGGGUCACUUCUUACUCAACAUCAGAAUAUUCAUUCUGGAGAGAAGCCUUAUAAAUGUAGAGAAUGUGGCAAAGCCUAUAGCUGGUCUUCAGCCCUUUCUAGACAUCAGAGAAUUCAUAUAGAACAGAAACCCUGAUAAAUGUAGAGAAUGUGGCAAAGCCUAUAAAUUAUGUUCAAACCUUUCUAGCCAUUGGAGGUGUCAUACUAGAGAGAAGGCUUACGAACAUUAACAAUGUGGCAAGGCCCAUAUACAUUGAUUAGAGCAGUGAUUCCCAAA
Myotis lucifugus (little brown bat) is the source of this 1952-nucleotide messenger RNA. RefSeq names its product zinc finger protein 595-like. Lineage: Eukaryota; Metazoa; Chordata; Mammalia; Chiroptera; Vespertilionidae. The record is from RefSeq and is a predicted model, not a curated record. The transcript has 6 exons. The coding region runs from base 312 to 1811 and encodes 499 amino acids. Gene Ontology annotation, biological process: regulation of DNA-templated transcription.